AUGGACGAACUUCUCAAAAAUAUAUUAGAAUGCAUAGAAUUUGUGUCAGACUACGCGACUGCCGACCUCGCAGAAAUUACAGAAACUUGGGACCGAUGUUCACAAACACACUCCGGUCUUGUGGAAAAAAUCAACCUGACAUGGAGGUAAAUAAUUUUUAUUUUGCGAAUUCUAAAGAUAGAUUCAAAGGCAAUUAAACAAUUAAAAUAUUUCAGUUAAUUAUUAUUAAAAAAUUAGAUUUAUAGUAUUUGAUAAAAAUAUUCAAAAUUGAGUAGCCAAAGAUGUUUAUGCUACCAAUAAGACUGAUAGAUAGAUUAUAUUUGUGAAAGUAUGAAACAUUUUAUAAUUUUGAAAGUAAUUGGGUACCUAGAUUUUAUGUUACUUUUUGUGAUAUUAUUUUAAUUUACCUCGUUAUUGCAGAGUUUCCCUGGAGGCAGAUUUUUUGGAAGAAUUUCCUGAUAUUAGAACUAAAUUAGCAAAGAAACUGGAAAGGUUUUCAAAUGAACAACUAUCAGUUUUACAUUCACUUAUGUAAGUAAGUAUCUUACCUAAGAUUAAUUAAUUUAUAUUUUGUAAUGAUAAUUUUUUUGUAUUUUGUUGAAUGUAUAUUUUUUAUUAGUAAACGUGUUUCUUGUAAAAAUGAAAGUUUAAAAACUAAAUUGGAAAAAAUCAACAACAGACUCGAACAGAUAUCGUUUGAAGAACACAAUGAACUCAAACAUUCUGUCCGUGAACACGUAAUAUGGAUAGAAAAUUGUUGGAUGAGUUUCCAUUGCUUGUAUCCUUUGUAUACAAUACCAACAAUUACUUACAUUUAUAAAUUUAUAGAUAUUUUUAGAUUCUUUAACUUGUUCACUUCAGGUACUUGCAGAUAGAAUUUGCAAUGAUGUCAUUGCAGGUAUUAGAUGAAGAAUCCGCUUGCAAUCUUGUCGAUGCAAUUAAACAAAGCGAAGAACACAAAUUAACCUUGAGAAAAUCGCAUAGUUAUACGCAGAGCUGUUUGAGUUUGAUUAAGUUUGUAGAAAACAAGAGUAAAAUAAAAAUAAAUGUAUAA
This is a messenger RNA of Cinara cedri, 1054 nucleotides long. The record is from the annotation of a GenBank genome assembly. NCBI's taxonomy places the organism in Eukaryota, Metazoa, Arthropoda, Insecta, Hemiptera, Aphididae.